Molecule: messenger RNA, 1793 nt
Organism: Odocoileus virginianus texanus
Lineage: Eukaryota; Metazoa; Chordata; Mammalia; Artiodactyla; Cervidae
Gene: ENSA
Product: endosulfine alpha
Cellular component (GO): cytoplasm
Molecular function (GO): protein phosphatase inhibitor activity
Source: RefSeq, a predicted model, not a curated record
UCGCAACGUCAUAGGCAAGGGCCGCCAUUUUGACUGAGCAAUCCUAGUGACAGGAGCUGAAGAAGCAGCGCUGGUUGUCCCGUUUCCCCUCCCCCUUCCCUUCUCCGGCUGACCUCCCGGGCCCCCCACACUCCACAGUCCCGGUCCCACCAUGUCCCAGAAACAAGAAGAGGAGAACCCUACGGAAGAGACCGGCGAGGAGAAGCAGGACACCCAAGAGAAAGAAGGUAUUCUCCCUGAGAGAGCUGAGGAGGCAAAGCUAAAAGCCAAAUAUCCAAGCCUAGGACAAAAGCCUGGAGGCUCCGACUUCCUCAUGAAGAGACUCCAGAAAGGGCAAAAGUACUUUGACUCAGGAGACUACAACAUGGCCAAAGCCAAGAUGAAGAAUAAGCAGCUGCCCAGUGCAGGACCAGACAAGAACCUGGUGACCGGUGACCACAUCCCCACCCCACAGGAUCUGCCCCAGAGAAAGUCCUCGCUCGUCACCAGCAAGCUUGCGGGUGGCCAAGUCGAAUGAUGCUGCCCGGGGCUCCACCAGAUCCUGAGCCGCUGCCCCCUGGGUCCUGUGCUGGCUCCUGCCCCUCCCUGCUUUUGCAGCCAGGGUCAGGAGGUGGCUCGGGUGCGGGCUGGAGAGGCAGAGGCCCCUGCCCGUCGGUGUCCCAGCGCAUGGAGCCCCUUGGGCCGAGCACCAAGACCUUGACUCUUUUUUGUUUUUCCUUUUUUUUUCCAAGUAAUUGUUGGGAGACAUCUCAGUGAAAUCCUGGGGGUGGGGUGGGGUGGGGGGUUGAGAGGGUGGAGUGGGAGAUGUGAGGGGUUAUGAAUUAGGACUUAGAGCUGAUAACAAAAACAUUCCUAACUAUCUUCCUCCUUGGCCUUGUGGCUGGGGUGGAGUGGGGGUGGGGUGGGGGAGUGAAGCGGACUAAAGGUGAGGGGUUCUAAUUGAGCUGUGUAGAAGAGUGCCUUGCUAGCUUGUUUAUGACUGGGGACCUGAUGUCAGAUAAAAGAAACCGUCUAAAUAUGAAAGAUGCAGAUGACUCCUCUGGUUCUGCAGAACAGGCUAAGAACUGAAUGUUUAUUGUUGGGGUGGGGAAAAAGUGCUGUCCUUGAAGUAGAUUUGCUGUGGGAAGAAGGGCAGUGAGUGUGGGAGAAAGGAUGAGCGUGGGGAGCACCGCAGAGCCCAGGGGCCUUUUUCAGUAUUUGAAAUAAAAAACAAACAAGAAGAUCCACAGAAAAAAAAAAACAAACCAACCCAGAAAUUCUCUGCAGCCGUUGGUGUGUUUUAUUGGGGUUUGGCGAAAGGGAAGAAAAUAAGACUGAAGACAGCAUUCAGGAGAAGCUGGUGUGGGGUUCUGAGCCCCUGAGGAACAGGGGCCCUUCAGAUGGGGUGUGUCUGGGUUCCCCGUUUCCAUCAUUUAGGGAGAGGGUGCAGGGACGUUGGCAUAUAGACCAGGACUUAUAUAGCUAAUGCAAAGAUGACUCUUCCUCAGGUUCUGACUCACAAAAUGAGGGGUUUGCGGUGUUUGAUCUGAAGGGUUUAUUGACACCUGAAGAUUACUCCAGGCUAAGCAUGAAAGGAAGCCAGUCUGUUUUCCCUUUCAGUCUUGCUUUCCUUCUCAAGUUCCUGUGUCUCUGGAGAAUUGUAACCACUAAUGAUCAGCCUUUCUGCUAGCAGCCAGCAGGAGGCAGAGUCACUUCUUUCCUCAUGAUGUGUUAACCAUUGCUGGAAUCCUGCCACUGCAAGGGGUUUAAAACUAUCUGUGAGUGUAAUAUACAAAAGAAGUGUUGCCAAAGGA